UAACAGUUCACCUCGCGGUUCAGAUCCUGUUUUACUCCACUGAUGUGAUAAUUUUCAGGAACAGAGAGAGAGAGAGAGAGAAAUGUGGCGAAGGCGCUUCAGUGCCGGUUGCGCGCGCGCGCCGAAGGGAAAGAAAUGGGACGCCAUUGUGAUCGGCGGCGGCCACAAUGGAUUGACAGCGGCGGCUUACCUGGCUCGCGGUGGCCUUUCUGUCACUGUGCUUGAACGGCGCCACGUCAUCGGCGGCGCAGCUGUCACCGAGGAGCUUAUCCCCGGCUUCAAGUUCUCCCGCUGCAGCUACCUCCAAAGCCUUCUUCGCCCCUCCAUUAUCAGGGAAUUAGAGUUAGCCAAACAUGGAUUAAGGCUGCUAAAGAGAAAUCCUUCAUCGUUCACACCCUGUUUGGAUGGACGCUAUCUGUUAUUGGGGCCGAAUAAGGAGCUUAAUCAUUCUGAGAUUUCGAAGUUCUCCAAACAAGACGCUGAUGCUUAUCCCAGGUACGAGGAGCAGCUGGAGAAGUUCUGCAGGUUCAUGGAUCCACUGUUGGAUUCACCUCCUCCAGAAUCUUUGCAUGGUAUAUCAUCUUUUAAUGACCGCUUAAGGAAUAAAAUGCACAAAUCUGCAUUCUGGGCUCGUUGCUUCCGGCAGGCUGUCUCCUUGGGGCAAAGAGAUAUGGUGGACUUUGUGGACCUUUUACUGUCUCCAGCUUCAAAGGUCCUGAAUAACUGGUUCAAGUCAAAUGUCCUCAAGGCAACCCUUGCUACAGAUGCUGUGAUUGGCGCUACGGUUAGUGUGCAUACACCUGGAAGUGGCUAUGUUCUGCUGCAUCAUGUGAUGGGAGAAACUGAUAGUGACCGCGGAAUUUGGUCCUAUGUUGAAGGCGGGAUGGGUUCUGUAUCUGUGGCUAUUGCCAAUGCUGCCAAGGAAGCUGGCGCUCACAUUAUAACAAGUGCAGAGGUCUCCCAAGUGCUAGUUGAAGAUUCUUCCAUGGUGAAAGGGGUACUGCUAGCUGAUGGCACAGAAAUGCAUUCAUCAAUUAUUUUAUCCAAUGCAACUCCUUACAGAACUUUCAUGGAGUUGGUUCCCAGUAAUGUUCUUCCAGAUGAUUUCCUCCAUGCCAUUAAGUACACUGACUACAGCUCAGGGACUACCAAAAUCAAUAUAGCUGUUGAUAAAUUACCCCACUUCGAAUCUUGCAAAUUGAGCCCUUCUGGUGCAGGUCCACAGCAUGUGGGUACCAUACAUAUUGGUGCAGAGAGUAUGGAAGAGAUUCACUCUGCUUGUCAAGAGGCUGCAAAUGGUUUACCAUCACAACGGCCGAUAAUUGAGAUGACAAUACCAUCUGUGCUGGACAAGACGAUUUCUCCACCUGGUAAGCAUGUGAUUAACUUGUUUAUCCAAUAUACACCCUAUAAACCAUUAGAUGGCAGCUGGCUAGAUCCUACAUACCGAGAAUCAUUUGCACAAAGGUGUUUCAAAUUGAUUGAUGAAUAUGCCCCAGGCUUCAGCUCAUCCAUAAUUGGUUAUGAUAUGCUGACUCCUCGUGACCUUGAAAGAGAAAUUGGUCUAACAGGAGGCAAUAUCUUUCAUGGUGCUAUGGGUUUGGAUUCUCUCUUCCUCAUGAGACCCGCUAAAGGAUGGUCAAAUUACCGGACUCCUUUGCAGGGCCUAUACUUGUGUGGAAGUGGGGCACAUCCUGGAGGUGGCGUGAUGGGUGCACCUGGACGUAAUGCUGCUCACGAGGUUCUUCAAGAUGUUAAGAAACAACUGAAGUAAUAUUUAUUUACUAGGUUGGAGGUAAGAUUCAAACUAUUAUUGGCUUUAGGGUGUGUGAUAAAGAGCGGAACCAAUUGCCUCCAUAUAGUGCAUUUUAAUGCAUAAACUUGGGGUUUUAAGUUUCUGUUCUUUGAUUUAGAAUCUGCGUCAGAUACGUCUUUCAUAAACUUCAUUUGCUAGUAGUUGCCAUUUGUCUCUUCCAAUUUUACAGCUAUAUGGGGAUUGGAUCAAUUUCCUUCUU
Carica papaya (papaya) is the source of this 2015-nucleotide messenger RNA. RefSeq lists its product as uncharacterized. The record is from RefSeq and is a predicted model, not a curated record. NCBI's taxonomy places the organism in Eukaryota, Viridiplantae, Streptophyta, Magnoliopsida, Brassicales, Caricaceae. Gene Ontology annotation, molecular function: oxidoreductase activity.